Molecule: messenger RNA, 1038 nt
Organism: Pleurotus ostreatus (oyster mushroom)
Lineage: Eukaryota; Fungi; Basidiomycota; Agaricomycetes; Agaricales; Pleurotaceae
Exons: 5
Coding region: 1-1038 (345 amino acids)
Molecular function (GO): nitronate monooxygenase activity
Source: RefSeq, a predicted model, not a curated record
AUGGAACCAAUAAGCACUCCGUUCACAGAGAAACUCAACAUCCCCAGUCCGAUUGUACUGACGCCUAUGGCUUUUGGUGCCCAUCCAAGCAUGGCUGCCAUAGUCAGCGGUGCCGGUGGAUUUGGCUUCGUCCCCGUAGGUUUGGACACCGUGGAUCAAAUCCGACAGAACCUGCGGGAUGCGCGCAAAGCCCUUGCUGUCCCUGAUGGGGCCCCAAUUCCUGUCGGGGUCGGUUUCGUCGGCUGGGUACUCGACAUUACUGAGGCUUCUGACACUCCUCUCAUUCCUGCGGCGUUGGCCGAGAAACCAAAAGCUAUCUUGUUUGCUUUCGGCGCCGACCUAGGGAAACACAUUGCUACUGUGCGGAAACACGAUGCCAAGCGGUCAGACCGCCUUCAGACACUGAUUUUCGUUACGGUCAACUCCGUUGAAGCCGCGCUUACGGCCGCGAACGAAUGGAAGGUCGAUGUUAUCGUUGCUCAAGGUAUCGAAGCUGGAGGGCAUGGAGGCUCAUUUGCCCCGCCACUUUUCUCCCUUGUUCCAGCGAUCCUCAGUGCACUUCCAGCAGGCCACCCACCAGUACUUGGUUCUGGGGGCGUCUCUACGGGUGCGCAAGUUGCGGCCUUGCUUGCCUUGGGAGCAGCGGGUGCCGUAGUUGGUACCCGGUUCCUCUUCACGCCCGAAUCCGUUUACACCAACGAAAUGAAGGCUGAGUUGGUCAAAGCAGACUUCGGAUCAACUACUCGAGGAAUGAUGUUCGACGAAGUUAUGGACACGAUGGGAUGGCCUCCCCACCAUGACGGACGCGCUCUUAUCAACGAUAUCGUACACGAUAGCCUGAAGGGCGUGAGCCUCGAGGAGAGGCAGAGGCUAUUUGCGGAGGCCACCGAGAAGAAGGAAACCAACAGAUCUAUCAUGUGGGCUGGUAUCGGCGUGGGGAUGACAAAGGAGAUCAAACCUACCAAGGAUGUUCUUUUGGAAUUGCAUUCUGAUGCAGUCAAAGUACUCAAGGGGAUCCCAAAAUUGUUGAAGCAGUGA